UUUAAGGGGUUACUCCUUAAGAUUAGAUUCAAAAUAUUCACAAUUUCAUUAAAAUUCAUUUAUUGUUUAUAUUUGGAAUGACCCCAGGCUAUCAGAGGGCAUCAGGGCACCAAAACUUGAUGGUAGCAGACGCAGGAAUUGAAUCAUCAGUGGUGGAAGAGGAUCCAGAGGCGCCCAUCAGGCACAGUCCAGGAGUCUAGACAUGGCAAACUCUGGUAAUAGUAAAUGGGACCCCUAUGAGACCUUGCAGAACAGGGAUUUUGUGUACAGGCCUGGCUCUUCAAUUCCAGCUUUAAGACCUCAGACAUCAAGAGGCUAUAGAAAUGUAUACGCCUUGGCUGAUCCUGUUGGUAGAACUGCAUACAGUGAUGAUUUCGGCUGGAAAUCACAAUCUAAACCUGUUUGUAUUCGGACGGGAUCGGGAACUGGCAACAGGAGGAACAACCCACACCCAAGCCAGUUUUUUAUGAUAUGGAAGCUUCCUCCUGGAGUGAAACUUUGUGAAAACCCCCCGAGUGUUGAGGACGUCCGAGACGCUGUGGCCUCUCAGUACACGUCUACAUACAGAACAGACUUUUUAAGGCUUCACCAAGGGAAAAUGAUGAACCAAAGAGCCCUUGCUCUGCCCAAGCCCAGUCCUGAUGCUCCUCAGCCCAUGCAGACUGAGAUGAAACAGAACUUUCACAAACCAAUUCAGAAAGCUGAACUGCAGGAAAAUAAUCUUCACUAUGGGAGCAGCGUUGGCUGUGGCGGGCCGCUUAAAGGCAUUGUCCCAACUGUAGUUCAGAAACACAUCACUAACCAGGAGAGCUGGAAACUCUUCUCUACAUAUGAAAGGUAUUUUGGAGGUAAAUCUACAGACUUUGCGUCACUGCUCAUGUUCCCCCAGCCAGCAGAACUCCAAAACUUGUGCAAGAAUUUACCUGAAAAUGACGGAAAGCUGGUGAUGCGGUCGAUUCUGCAGAGAUCACCAGUUCCUCCUGAUCAGGAAAAAAUAGUGAAGCUUCCAGUGAAGUCCUCACAUUCUCCUCCAGUCUUAAACAGGAUAUCAGUGUGGUCUGGACCGCUGUGAAACAUGCUCGUAAUACAUUAAUGGUCAUGAUUUUGAUUGUGUGGAAAAAUAUCAAAUGUGAUUUGAAUGCGAUGAAGUUUGUUGUUCAGAUAAUGUAGCUGUUGAGAAUAAAUCAUUUUUAAACAA
Trichomycterus rosablanca is the source of this 1198-nucleotide messenger RNA. Its product is annotated as testis-expressed protein 26-like. Bases 203 to 1072 code for a protein of 289 amino acids. The record is from RefSeq and is a predicted model, not a curated record. Gene Ontology annotation, cellular component: cytoplasm. Lineage: Eukaryota; Metazoa; Chordata; Actinopteri; Siluriformes; Trichomycteridae. The transcript has 7 exons.